GAAGCAGAGUAACGGCAAAACCUUAUGAUUAUAUUUUGGGCUUUUCCUUACCUGGCGAAUACACCACCUUUUUAAACGCCUAGCUUCCUCACCCCCUCUCCCUCCCUCCCUCCCUCCUUCCAUCCAUCCAUACAUCCUCUAUAUUUCUCGAUCUUUGUCUCUUGCUCUGAUUUUUUCUUUUGUGUCUCUAGAAACUAAAGCUCUAUCUCGGUCGGUGUUUGUGGAUAGAAACCAUGUUUAAACCAGAUUCAGGAGCAGGAGCUUCAAAUGGGGUUUUAUGGGCAAACCAGUCGUGGGCUAAUUUGUCCAAUUCUACUGAUAAAUUUUUGUUGAACUCCAAUUCUGAGAAUUCAGCUGGUGGUGGCGAUGAGGGGAAGGAUAAAUUAGAGAAGGAGAAAGAAAUUAUAGAUAGAGAAGAUCAAGUGCAACCAGAGUUAGAGCCGGAGGCUGCUCUCGGUAAGAAAACUUUGGCUAAGAAGCGAGGUGGCCGAGUUAGUGGUAGCAGUUUCAAGAGGUAUAACGGGAAGGCUAUCAAGGAAAAGGGAAAAGCGAGUAGUGAAGAGGUGGUGAAAGAAGGAAGAAGGGGCAGUGAUUCUGAGGAUGAUCAUGAGUUGCAUAUAUACACCGAAAGGGAAAGGAGGAAGAAGAUGAGGAACAUGUUUGCCAACCUUCAUGCUUUGCUUCCUCAACUUCCUUCUAAGGCUGACAAAUCCACAAUUGUUGAUGAAGCGGUCACCUACAUAAAAAGGCUUGAAAUCACUCUUCAAUCCCUACAACAACAAAAGAGGGAGAGGAUGCGAAGCCUCCCAAAUAGCACUAUGGUCAAUUACAACCACACACCAAUACUUAUGAACUCACAAAAUGUGGUCUAUGACUCAAGAGAGGGUAUCCUACCUUCACAUGUCUCUUCCAGUAACUUGGUCGAUGCUUCUACUACUACUACUACUACUGCAAACGGAUUCAACAUCAUUCCUGAUUUCAAUCCUUUGAACAAUUCAUUCUCAACCAACUCACUUUCUCCCGAACCUGUAGUGUUUAAAACAUGGACUUCACCUAAUGUCGUGUUGAACAUGUGCCGAAAUGAAGCA
Fragaria vesca subsp. vesca is the source of this 1088-nucleotide messenger RNA. RefSeq names its product transcription factor bHLH95-like. Gene Ontology annotation, molecular function: protein dimerization activity; DNA-binding transcription factor activity. Gene Ontology annotation, biological process: regulation of DNA-templated transcription; endosperm development. The transcript is spliced from 2 exons. Lineage: Eukaryota; Viridiplantae; Streptophyta; Magnoliopsida; Rosales; Rosaceae. The record is from RefSeq and is a predicted model, not a curated record. The annotation marks the transcript as partial.